This is a messenger RNA of Saprolegnia diclina VS20, 3993 nucleotides long. RefSeq lists its product as hypothetical. NCBI's taxonomy places the organism in Eukaryota, Oomycota, Saprolegniomycetes, Saprolegniales, Saprolegniaceae. The record is from RefSeq and is a predicted model, not a curated record. Gene Ontology annotation, biological process: GTP biosynthetic process; CTP biosynthetic process; UTP biosynthetic process. The transcript is spliced from 15 exons. The coding region runs from base 46 to 3936 and encodes 1296 amino acids. Gene Ontology annotation, molecular function: nucleoside diphosphate kinase activity.
GCUAAAGUGGGAAGCGUUGAAGUUGGGAUCUUGCGAAAGGUCGAGAUGGCCUCAACGGUGUCGUGGACGAUUGGCCUGCUCAAGCCCGACAUUGCGACCGGCUUCAAGGUCGUCGUCGGCCCCGACGGCCUCGUGGAGGUACCGCCCGGCAGCGGCAAGGUCGUGGACGACGUCCUGAAGCGGAUCAAGGAUGAAGGCUUCGUCGUCGAGGCGAAGCGGCUCGUCGUGCUAACGCGCGCGCAGGUCCGCGAGAUGAUGCGUGACCGCUGGGAAGAGCCAACGUUUGAAGAUACCCUUGCGUUCAUGACCAGCGGGCCGUGUAUGGCGCUCCUCCUCGCUCGCGAGCAAGCUGUCGAGUACUGGAACACCGUCAUGGGCCCUGCCGACCCCGUCGCGGCCAAAAAGGUGGCGGCAGCCAAGCCGCCGCUGCGAGCGCUCCACGGGUCGUCCUUGCUGCGCAAUGCGUUCUACGGCAGCGCCACGGCGGCCUGCGCGGUGCGGGACAAGGAUGUUUUGUUUCCGCCGGCGCGACCGCGCAUGGAUCGGGCGCUCGUAUUGCUCAAGCCGUCGGCGACGGGCUUUCUCGAUGCGAUCAGCGCCUUGUUGGAGUUGCACGCCUUGUAUGUUCUCGACCAAAUCGACACGGUGCUGGACGACGAUGACGUUGCGCUCAUUGCAGCGUAUCCCGACGACGGAGCCUACAUGAGCGAGCUCGGCAGCGUCGCCAAAGAAGGCCGGAGUCGCAUUCUGAUCGUGGAAGGUCUCGAGGCGACAACCAAGCUGGCGCUUCUCCUCGGGCCCCUCGACCCCACGGAGGCGAAGCAGUUCUUUCCUCAGAGCCUCAGAGCGCGCAUGGGCUCGUCCGUCGUGCACAACGUCCUCGACGUCCUAUCUCCGAGCGCGCUCACCAAGUGGUUCCCCGGCUUCGCUGCCCUUCUCCCAGAGACGACGUACGCCAUGAUCAAGCCCGGCGCGUCAUUCGAGACCAUCGCCGCCAUCCAGUCGCGGAUUCGCGAACUCGGUUUCGAAAUCCAAGCUCAGGCAACGCAGCACUGGAGCCGCGAGGACGCCAUGGCGUUCUACGCCGAGCACGAGGGUAAACCCUUCUUUCCGACGCUCAUCGCGUACAUGUCGAGCGGCCCGAUCGUGGCGAUGAUGCUGUCGCGGGUCAAGGCGAUCACGAUGUGGCGCAAGUGCAUGGGCCCGACCAACUCGGCGACUGCGCGAGCGUCGAGUCCGCAGAGUCUCCGCGCGCGCUUUGGCAUCGAUGGCACGCGAAACGCAACGCACGGCAGCGACUCGGUCCCGAGCGCCUUGCGAGAGCUCCGCCUCGUCUUCAAGGCCUCGAUUCUGUCGCUGGCGCCGCUCAAGAGCAGCGUCCUCGCGCAGAAGCUCGGCGCAUUCCAAGCCGAAACCACCACUUUGCACGAUGCGCUCGCAAAGGGACUGACGCUGCUUUGCCAAGUGCAGCCGCAGCUGCCGCCGCUCGACGCCGCUGAGUGGCUCGGCAAGUACCUCAUUCGCCAAGCACUUCAUCGCGACGAGAGCGAGGGCAACAACGAACCGUCGUAUGACGCGCCGUCGUCGUCGACAGUCGCCCAGCCCAAGGAACUUCACGUACCAUCCUUGAGCAGUCUGCAUCUCGUGGCCUUUUAUGGUCCGUCGCCGCAGCGCUCGGCCAUGGCGACUGCCAUUGCAGCGCAAUACAAGUACCUUUACAUGGACUUGAACCUUGUGCUGGACAAGGCGCCGCCGGGCUUGGACCUCAUCGCAGUGCUCGUCAAGGCCUUCAAGCGAUGCACGUCCAAGCGCGUGCUUUUAGACAACUGUCCGGCCGACCUCGGCUUUUACCUCGCCUUUCAAAAGGUCGUCGCCGAGUUUGCCUGGGUCAUGUACGUGAGCGACGACGGCGCGUUCACGCCAAGCCCCGACGAACAUGACUUUUUCGACCUCUUUGAGCGGUUUGGCCAGCUGCACAUGGCAACGGCGCACGAUGCGCCCAACCCCGCAUAUCUUUUGGACCUACACGACGCCUUUGCACCGACACUCGUCUUCGUCCACGAGGGUCCCCGUGCGGCGCUGCCGAUAGCACAGUGGCAUGCGAUUGGCGCCUUCCAUGGCUGGACGGUACUCGACUGGGACGACCUCGUGCGCACCCAACUCAAGCGCGAAGCACGGCGAUCCCAGCCAGUGCUCGGACCGUUUGUCGAAACGGGGGAGCAGAUUCCGCAGCAGCUGCUGCUCUCGCUGUUUGACGCGAGUGUGACAGGCCCUCGGUGCCUGCUGUUGCACCUCCCCGUCUUCACGCGCAACGAAACCUUUCUAAGCGCGCUCCAGUGUCACGUUGGCGCGACGCCGCACCCCCUCGUGCUCGUUUUGGACACGGAGCCGCUCGACAGUCCGAUGCGCGCAUCAAGUGCCUUUGAGAAGCAGUGCCUCGGACUCGGUCGGCUGUACCACCAGUGGCUGCCGGGUCCGACGUCCUUGGAACAUCUCUGCACUGUACUGGCGCCGCUCUUGGCACCCGCAGUGGGCGUGCUCUCGAUGGACCUGCCGUGGGCGAAGGACGCAGCCAGAACUCGCGGCUACACGGUCUUGAACGUCAAAGAUGUCUUGCGUGCCGAGGUGCUCAAGCGGUCGCUGGACGGAGAGGCCAUCGAAGCCCAUGUCGCACACAACGAGCCUGUCCCCGACGCCUUGGUGCUUGCAGUCUUGCAGCGGUACUUGGCUCAAAAACAAAAUCGCCAAGUGCUUCUGGAAGCGUUUCCCCAAACCAGCGCGCAGGCGGCGUCGAUGCUUGGCGUGCUCGCAUCCACACCCGCCUUUGUGCUCCAGGCAGCGUCCGAGACCUUGGUGCCCGAGGCCAUGGCGCCGUUGGCAGCCGGUGCGGCUAUCGUCACCGUCGAGGGACCCAACGACGCUAUCGUCUUGUCAACCUUGUGCCAAUGGUCCGUCUCGAUUGUGCUUGGCGACUUUGACCUGAGCGACGUGGAGACUGCAGCGCUCCAAGCGCGCCUGCCGCGUCACCUCGUGCUGCAUAUGAACGACAUUACGGCGUCGAUGCGCGCGUACGCCUCGGGCGACGUCGUUUCGCUUCUUUGCUUUCUCCUGCGGCGACGCGUGGGCAAGCAAGUCCUGCUCGUCGGGUUUCCGCGGUCGCUCGCCGAGGCCGAGCAAUUCGAAGCGGUUGGCUGCCCGAUUGAGAACGUCUUUGUGCUGCACCGCAAGGUACGCGUGGUGCCACACGAGCCGACGGACGAGGACUACUACUCGUCCGACGAAGACGAGCGCGCGCGCAAGAAGAACGCGCCCGAGCCCGAGUUUGACAAGCUCCUGCGCCACUUUGCCGGACCACGGCUGCGACCCUUGACAUUUGUACACUUGCCCCGCGUGUACGCGCCCAUUAGCGACGCGAUCCGGCCGCGCGUCGUGCUCGCGAUCGGCCACGAUGUGGUCGCCCCUCUAUCGCUCGCGGUCGCCACGUCGCAUCACGCAGUGCAUUUGCACGUGCCGCAUCUCCUCGAAGUGCACGCGCGCGCCUUCUCGACGCCCGCGGCUGUUCAAGACUCGGCCCUCGUAGCGCAGCUGCUGCGCGAGGCCCUGCGCCAACGCAUCGCGCACGUCGUUGUCGUGACGGGGUACCCGCGGGUCGUUGGCGUCACCAAGCCGUACGUUCAGGAGCAGCUUGCGAUCGUUUCAACCGCGGUGGGCCCCUUGCGCAAGCUCUUGCAUCUCACGUGUUCGGCCAACGCGCUGCUUGAGCGCUGCGGGGGCGACAUGCGCCUCGUGCACGCGCGCGCGGAUGAGUUUGCACUCGAGUUUGCCCCGCUGCUGCACUACUGUCGCCGCAACGAGACGCUGCCGGUGGUUGAAAUUCCGGCCGAUGGGGCCACCGAGGCCGUCGCCGUCGCCGUGCGCAGCCACGUGCUCGAGUGACUUGUACAUAAACGAGAAAAUGGAUGAUCGAAUCGCAAAAUGGAUGAUUGAAGCGCA